AUGAUUGCUAUGAAGGUGAAGAAUAAAACGCCGAAGGACAGCAUGACGCUCUUACCUUGCUUUUAUUUCGUGGAGCUGCCUAUCGUGGCUUCUUCCAUUGUGUCCUUAUACUUCCUGGAGCUGACUGACCUGUUCAAGCCAGCCAAGGUGGGAUUCCAGUGCUAUGACCGCUCACUGUCCAUGCCCUAUGUGGAGACCAAUGAGGAACUGAUCCCACUGCUCAUGCUCCUGAGUCUAGCCUUCGCAGCACCUGCAGCCUCUAUCAUGGUAGGCGAGGGCAUGGUCUACUGCCUGCAGUCCCGGCUGUGGGGCCGUGGCCCAGGGGGCACAGAAGGCAGCAUCAACGCAGGUGGCUGCAACUUCAACUCCUUCCUCCGUCGCACAGUGCGCUUUGUAGGUGUGCACGUGUUUGGCCUGUGUGCCACGGCUCUGGUGACGGACGUCAUCCAGCUGGCCACUGGCUACCAUACGCCUUUCUUCCUAACUGUCUGCAAGCCCAAUUACACUCUGCUGGGUACUUCCUGUGAAGCGAACCCUUACAUCACUCAGGAUAUCUGUUCUGGCCACGAUACCCACGCCAUCCUGUCAGCACGGAAGACCUUCCCGUCCCAGCAUGCCACUCUGUCAGCCUUUGCUGCUGUUUAUGUGUCGGUAAGUGAUAACCCCCAAUGCUAACUUAUGCCCUUCCGUGGGCAGUAGCUACAACCUGACCCUGCCUACCUGUUGGCCCAGAUGUACUUCAAUUCAGUCAUCUCGGAUACUACGAAACUUCUGAAGCCCAUCCUUGUGUUCGCCUUUGCCAUUGCUGCCGGCGUCUGUGGCCUCACGCAGAUCACCCAGUACCGCAGUCACCCUGUGGAUGUCUAUGCUGGCUUUCUCAUUGGUGCUGGCAUCGCUGCCUAUUUGGCCUGCCAUGCAGUGGGCAACUUCCAGGCACCACCUUCAGAGAAGGUGUCUAUGCCAGCUCCUGCCAAGGACACCCUGCGAGUGCUGACACAACGGGGCCAUGAGUCCAUGUGUCAGCAGAACAAGUCUGUCAGCACAGAUGAGCUGGGUCCUCCCGGGAGGUUGGAGGGUGUGCCACGGCCUGUGGCUCGAGAGAAAACAUCUCUGGGCAGCCUCAAGCGGGCCAGCGUGGAUGUGGACCUGCUGGCCCCCCGCAGCCCCAUGGGCAAGGAGGGCAUGGUCACCUUCAGCAACACACUGCCCCGUGUCAGCACACCUUCACUGGACGACCCUGCCAGGCGCCACAUGACCAUCCACGUACCCCUUGAUGCCUCCCGUUCCAAGCAGCUCAUCAGUGAGUGGAAGCAGAAAUCUCUGGAGGGCCGUGGCCUGGGGCUGCCGGAUGAAGGUAGCCCUGUGCACCUGCGGGCCCCAGCAGAACCCAUGGCAGAGGAAGAGGAGGAGGAAGAGGAGGAGGAAGAGGAAGAAGAAGAGGAAGAGCACGUGCCACCUUCACUCUAUCCUACUGUCCAGGCUCGGCCAGGGCUUGGGCCCCGAGUCAUCUUGCCUCCAAGGCCAGGGCCCCAACCCCUUGUGCACAUCCCUGAGGAAGGAGUACAGGUUGGAGCUGGCUUGUCACCCAAGAGCAGCUCCUCCGUGCGGGCUAAGUGGCUGUCAAUGGCUGAGAAGGGUGGGGCCCCAGUGGCUGUGGCUCCCUCCCAGCCACUGGUGGCCAACCCACCUAGGCUACUGCAGGUCAUUGCCAUGUCCAAGGCAGCAGGGGGCCCCAAGGCAGAGACAGCCUCAUCGUCCAGUGCCAGCUCCGACUCCUCACAGUACCGUUCCCCAUCCGACCGUGACUCUGCCAGCAUUGUCACUAUUGACGCACAUGCCCCACACCACCCAGUGGUGCGCCUGUCCUCAGGCAGCACACCAUGGGAGUGGAAGGCCAAGGUGGUAGAGGGGGACGGCUCUUACGAGCUGGGAGACCUGGCGCGUGGCUUCCGAAGCAGCUGCAAACAACCUGGCAUGGGCCCAGGGUCUCCAGUCAGCGAUGUGGACCAGGAGGAACCUCGUUUUGGGGCUGUUGCUACCGUCAACCUAGCCACUGGGGAGGGCCUGCCCCCACCAGGUGCAAGUGAAGGGGCCCUGGGUGCUGGCAGCCGGGAAUCCACUCUGAGACGCCAGGUGGGUGGGCUGGGGGAUCGGGAAAUGGAGGCAGAGGCAGAGAGUUACUACAGGAGGAUGCAGGCCCGCAGAUACCAAGACUAAGCCUGGCACAGACCUCAGUGCGAGGGCGGGAGCACCUACAGCACCAAUAAAAAGGCUGAUGGUAACGA
Messenger RNA from Cricetulus griseus (Chinese hamster), 2285 nucleotides. The record is from RefSeq and is a predicted model, not a curated record. Lineage: Eukaryota; Metazoa; Chordata; Mammalia; Rodentia; Cricetidae.